This is a messenger RNA of Macadamia integrifolia, 817 nucleotides long. RefSeq names its product auxin-responsive protein SAUR78-like. Gene Ontology annotation, biological process: response to auxin. Bases 138 to 548 code for a protein of 136 amino acids. NCBI's taxonomy places the organism in Eukaryota, Viridiplantae, Streptophyta, Magnoliopsida, Proteales, Proteaceae. The record is from RefSeq and is a predicted model, not a curated record. The transcript has a single exon.
CUCUUUCUCAUCCAUCUUCGGUCCUUUCGAUGUUUUAGGUGCCGUAGAGCACUUGUAGCUAGCCUGGAGUAACCCGCCUGUAACUGCCAAACAACGAAAAACCAACCAAAUACCCAAAUCGAAAAUCGAAAAUCGAAAUGGCGAAACGCGGGAAGCUAACGAAGCUGAAGUCUGUGCUAAAGAGAUGGCAGUCAAUGAACAAGUUCGGCCGUAGCAACGGUGGUAGCUCCAUCGCCGCCGCAAACCCCUCCGACGACGACGAUGAAGGCUCUUUGGGUAUGGCCGGUGCGGGUGGAAAGUUGGUUCUUCAUCAAGGAGGACUUCAUCCAGUGUACGUGGGGAAGUCUCGGCGGCGGUACCUGAUAAGCUCCGACGUGAUUGAGCACCCUCUGUUCCGUGAGUUGGUGGAGAAGUCGGAGGGGUCGGAUUCGAUCACAGUGGGGUGCGAAGUGGUUUUGUUCCAACACAUGCUGUGGAUGCUGGAGAACGCAGAGCCACAUGUACAGCAGGAGUCGUUGGACGAGCUCGUCGACUUCUACGCAUGCUGAACCCCCCCUUAAUUGAUUGCUGCUGCUGCUGCUGCUGCUGAUGAUGAUGAUAUUGUCUGAUAACUGAAUGAUGGUAGGUCAUCAUCAUCAUCAUCGUCAUCAUCCCAUUAAUUAGGUUAUUCCCCAAAUUUUCCAAUGUUGUAUGAUAAAAGAGUAUAAAUUUCCAUUUUUGUAAAUUUCUAAUAUCUCCAGUUUAAUAAUAAGAAACGACUCUGUAAUAUAUUCUUGAAUCUUGAUGAUGUCUUUUAAUUUAAUUAUUAUUGUGAGUA